ACAAACAUGGCGGCCCACAGAGAGCUGUCAUGCCGAGCAGAGACGAGAGUAGAGUUUAAUCAAAGCUGACUGUUUUGUUUAAUUAUAGUUUACACAUUCGGGUUGUGUGUCUGUUUUAACCCGUGAGGGUUUUGUUUUGUGAGGAAAUGUCCAUGUUGUCAUCAGUGUUUGCUUCCAGGGGGAAGGUCAGGUCUCUGGUGUCUCUGAGCCGGAGGCUGUCCACCAACCAGCCCGGCUCCGGGGAUGGUUCUCACCUUCCUCCCGUAGAAGACUCCGCUUCUCUCCCGGACCAUGAGCCGCCCUCGGCGCCGACGCGGAGACCCAGAAAGAACCCCCGAGGCCGCUCCGUGCUCCUCUUCCCCGGCCAGGGGAGCCAGUUCGUGGGUAUGGGCAAAGCGCUCCUGAGAUACCCCAACGUCAAAGAGAUGUUCUCGGUGGCGCAGAAGGUCCUCGGGUACGACCUGCUGUCUCUGUGUCUGGAGGGACCCGAGGCGGAGCUGCAGAAGACGGUGCACUGUCAGCCGGCGGUGUUUGUCACCUCGCUGGCUGCAGUGGAGAGGCUCCACAGCGAAAACCCAGCGGCCACGGAGUCGUGUGUUGCUGCUGCGGGUUUCAGCGUUGGAGAAUUUGCUGCUCUGGUCUUUUCCGGUGCCAUGGACUUUGCAGAAGCUCUGUAUGCCGUGAAGGUGCGUGCGGAGGCCAUGCAGGCGGCGUCAGAGGUGGUUCCCAGUGGGAUGCUGUCUGUUAUCGGUAAACCCCAGGCUCAGUACAAACAGGCCUGUCUGCAGGCUAAAGAGCACUGCAAGAGUCUGGGGGUGGAGGAGCCGGUGUGCUCUGUGGCCAACUACCUGUUCCCUGACGGCAGGGUCAUCGCAGGGCAUCAGGAGGCUCUGGAUUUCCUCCAGCAGAACUCAAGAAGUCUACAGUUCAAGAGGACCAAACCUCUCCCGGUGAGCGGGGCUUUCCACACGGAGCUAAUGGCGUCCGCUACCGAACCCCUCAGACAGGUCCUCAAGCAGGUGGAGGUGCGGCGUCCUGAGAUCGCCGUCUACUCCAACGUGGACGGCAAACGCUACAUGAACGAGAGUCACGUUUGCAGGCAGCUGGUCAAGCAGCUGGUGUCGCCCGUGAAAUGGGAGCAGACGCUGCACGAGAUCUACGAGAGGACGCAGGGAGUUAACUUCCCCGACACCUACGAGCUGGGGCCCGGAAAGCAGCUGGGCGCCACGCUUCAGAUGUGCAACAGGAAGGCUUUCAAAACGUACUCUAAUGUGAAAGUCAUCGACUUUGGAGACUAAGAAGAGGCGAAGGCAGAUGGACGCUAAGAACUGAGAGCUCCUCUAUCUUGUUUGUAUUCUUGUGUAAUUAAAUAAGCGUUUUAUACUAA
Mugil cephalus (flathead mullet) is the source of this 1387-nucleotide messenger RNA. It is a transcript of the gene mcat, whose product is annotated as malonyl CoA:ACP acyltransferase (mitochondrial). The record is from RefSeq and is a predicted model, not a curated record. NCBI's taxonomy places the organism in Eukaryota, Metazoa, Chordata, Actinopteri, Mugiliformes, Mugilidae. The transcript is spliced from 5 exons. Gene Ontology annotation, molecular function: transferase activity. Bases 147 to 1298 code for a protein of 383 amino acids.